UACUAGAAUAUUAACGUUUGAGUGUUCUCAGUAAUUUGUUUCUAUAAGGUUUUAAAGUCUGAUUUAAAAAAAAAAAUUAAGAAUCCAUGGCAGCUUGUGUAAUUGGUGGCACUGGUUUUAUGGCAACUUUGCUUGUCAAGAUUUUGCUUGAGAAAGGGUACACUGUUAAUACAACAGUCCGGGACUCCGGAAAUCAAAAGAAGAUCUCUCACCUCUUAGCAUUACAUAGUUUGGGAAAAUUGAGAAUUUUCCAAGCUGAUUUAACUGAUGAAACAAGCUUUGGUGCACCUAUUGCUGGCUGUGACAUUGUCUUCCAUGUUGCAACACCAAUUAAUUUCGCUUCUCAAGAUCCAGAGAAUGAUAUGAUCAAACCAGCAAUAAAAGGAGUUCUCAAUGUUCUGAAAGCCUGUGCUAAAUCAAACACAGUUAAGCGUGUAAUCUUGACCUCAUCAGCUGCAGCUGUGACUAUCAACAACCUUAAUGGCACAGGCCUCGUCAUGGACGAGUCUAAUUGGACGGACGUCGAGUUUCUGACUUCGACAAAACCACCCACCUGGGGGUACCCUGUCUCUAAAACAUUAGCUGAAAAAGAAGCUUGGAAAUUUGCAGAGGAGAACAAUAUUAAACUAAUCACUGUAAUUCCAUCUCUCAUGGCUGGUUCUUACCUUACUCCAGAAACUCCAAGCAGUGUUAAUCUUGCCAUGUCCUUGAUCACAGGGAAUGAAUUCCUUAUAAGUAACUUGAAGAGUAUGCAGAUGUUAUCAGGUUCAAUAUCUAUUACACAUGUGGAGGAUGUUUGUCGCGCCCAUAUUUUUGUUGCUGAGAAAGAAUCAGCUUCGGGACGAUACAUUUGCUCUGCCAUCAACACCAAUGUUCCGGAGCUAGCAAAUUUCUUGAAGAAAAGAUAUCCAACUUCGGAUGUUCCUACAGAUUUCGGGGACUUCCCCUCCAAGGCCAAGUUGAUCAUCUCAUCAGAAAAACUCAUCAAAGAGGGAUUCAAUUUUAAGUAUGGGAUUGAAGAGAUUUAUGAUGAGUGUCUUGCUUGUUUUAAAGAUAAGGGGUUUAGAACUGAAUAGUUCAGUUAAUCUUGUGCCAAAGAGCAGCAACACUUCUAUCAGCAUUUGCUUUGAAGAAGAAAAAAAUGAAUGUAGUUGCGAAAGAAGGAAGAUGUUAUAUAUAAAAUAACUAUAGUUGGACUUCUAUCA
This is a messenger RNA of Nicotiana attenuata, 1205 nucleotides long. RefSeq names its product anthocyanidin reductase ((2S)-flavan-3-ol-forming). The coding region runs from base 87 to 1076 and encodes 329 amino acids. Lineage: Eukaryota; Viridiplantae; Streptophyta; Magnoliopsida; Solanales; Solanaceae. The transcript has 6 exons. The record is from RefSeq and is a predicted model, not a curated record. Gene Ontology annotation, molecular function: anthocyanidin reductase activity; oxidoreductase activity, acting on the CH-OH group of donors, NAD or NADP as acceptor.